Molecule: messenger RNA, 5656 nt
Organism: Sphaerodactylus townsendi
Lineage: Eukaryota; Metazoa; Chordata; Lepidosauria; Squamata; Sphaerodactylidae
Exons: 6
Coding region: 1867-3180 (437 amino acids)
Source: RefSeq, a predicted model, not a curated record
UUGGAGUCAAGUGCUAAUUGUGGAUUGAACUUAUUCUGGGAUUUCUAUGCUGGAUGCCAGGCUCAGCUGUGAGCCAUGUAAUUAGGAGACAGUUACAAAUGAGAAGAGACAGAAGGCAAGAAAUAUAGCUCCUAGGACAGUUGUGAGACAUGGCAUCCUUUUUAGAAACCAAUUACUGGUCCUUAUCAAUUCAUUUGAUUUUUUCCUACCUCCUUCAAGUGAGCUCAGGGCAAUGUACCUCCCCCCAACCUCCUACCUUGCAACAUUGUUGUGAGAAAGUGAGAUACACUAACUCAAGAACAUCUGGCGAGCUCUGGGUCAAAGAAAGUGUUCUAAGCUGGGCCUUUCGAGUUCUAACACCACUAUACCCUUGCAUGCUUUUGCUGGGGUAUUUAGAGGUGUUUUAUUUAUUUAAAAUAUUUAUAUCACAGGAAUAUAUGAUGGAUCCUUAUAUUAUAAUUAUAAUGGAUCAAAGCAUUGGUCUGUUAAGGUUAGUAUUUUCUACUCAGAGCAACAGUUGCUCUCCAGGGAUCUCAGGCUGAAAUCUUUCAUAUCACGCACUACAUGAUCCUUUCAGCUGGAGAUGCCGGGCACUGAACCUCGUGCUAUUUGAACUGGACCCUGAGCGGCGGAAAUUAGCAUGUUAAAGGGUCUAUUCCAAGAGAAAAAGCAAUAGAUACCGAUUCAAACUAAAUGAAAUAUUUAUUUACUAACAAUCAGACACACAACUAAAAGUAGACAAAAAUUGUUUCUCAUCUUUAACACAACUAUAUACAUAUAACUCCUUCCCUAUAAACACAUGCAUGCACAAAACUGACAAUGGGGGAAAGAAAGGAGAGGGAAAAUGGGUAAUAUACUAUUUGAUUCAAGGAGGAUAAUAAGUUAAGAAUUGCAUAUAGAAAGGAAGCUGCAUAUCUGUCGCAGGGGUGUUCAACUAAUGGAAGAAACCUGACUCACAUUGCGCAGACCUGCGCUUGUCCUUUUAUGGGAGAAAAGUCCGUAGUUUGGCAUGGGAUCUGACCUUUCCAGGCUCAGGACUGGUCCAAGUAAUAAAGUUCAAAUUUGAUUGGGCAGUUUGAAGAGCAAAUAACCUUCACAGGACAGUCCAUCCUGCGAUAGCUGAAAUAGUAUCGUUAGGAAGCUUGAUACUAUCCAAUCCGGCCUGUAAUGGCAAUUAAAUUAAUUACGGGUGGGAUUAUAAAACAAUGAAUCAGUUAAGAACGUUAGCAACCACUGCUUUUGUGAAUAGUCAAAGUGCUUGUAUGCUUUGAGUUUACCUCUUUUUUCCCCCUCCAGGACCUUUGUGUUUGUAAUCUGCCAGCUGAAAGAUUGGAGUCUAUCCCACAGAAGCUUCUGCCACAAUAAAUGUGUUAGUCUGUAAAGUACUGAAAGACUUCCGGCUAUAAAAGAGCCCACAGAUAUCGCGAUCUAAUUUAAUAAAUGCAAUCCAACGCCUCUUUAGAUCAGCCUGGUUUGCUGCUUCCCUCUUCCUUCCCUUUACUUCCGCCCGUUGCUGCUCAUCAAGCACCGGCAGCCAACCUCAUCCAAUCGGAAAAGCCCAGGGCUUCUUCCCACCAUAGAUAAAAAGGAAGCACCAGGUUUUUAGUGCCUAGAGAAGAAGGAAGGGAAACCAUAGCACGAUCAGGCUGGACCUCCGUCCCACCCCUUGCUGGUCGACAGGUGACCAGCCUUUCUACGAUGCUCAUUGGAGGAAAGAUGGAAGAGGCGCGUUCGAGCGAUCUAAUAGGCGCAAACUGAGCCAAUGGGGAGCAGGCGCGGAAUGCGAAAAAGCGACUGUUGCCUCCAGGGUGGGCCCGGGGUCUUUGAGGCGCCUGAGGGACUAGCGGCCUUGCUUUCGUGGCCGUUAUGAGGCGACGGAGUGGGCUGCAGAGCGCCGGCUCUUUCCUGGAGCCGCUUUCCCAGUUGUGCUUAAGCCCCAUGUCCCAGACAGAGCCCGGCCAGGAGGCGCCCAGCUUCCUCUACCGCAGCUUCUUCGCCCAGGAGUGCGACGCGGUCGUGUCCCAGCUGAGCAGGGCUGCGAAUGAGAGGCGGCCGCGUUGCGUCUCGACCGUUCAGGAUGAGACGCUGACCCCGCUGGAGUCUCCCAGCUCCUUCUUGGAGAGUCCCGACGGCGGUUCUUCACCUCGGCCUGUCCCCGAGCCCGCCUCUGCCGGCUUUGGCCCGCCUGAUCGUUCCGCGGCAGGGCCGUUCAGUGAGCAGAGCCCGAGCCUGGCAGGGGCUUCUCCUGGCGCAGGAGCACAGCCAAUCGCCACGUCCCCUGGCUUCGACCUGGUAGGGGCUUCGUCCAGGCCUGAACGGGAGAAGGACUCGCCACCGCCUAGCGUGGCCAACAUCACGUAUGACUGCAUGAGCUCUGGUGGCUCUGCCGACGCCACGUACCUCUGCACCGGGUCCACUUCGCCGGGGAAGAAAGAGAUGGCCGUAGACGCAGCGCCCGCCCAUCCUGGCCUGGAGGUUUGUGGGCAGCUGCUGCCCAUUGUCACGUCCACCCCCUUGAUGGUGCCUCCCCGUUCAAAAGAUGCACCCCCGACAACAGAAGGCCCCCUGAAUAGGGAAGGCUCCGCGCCAGACUCCUGGCAAAAGUCUCCGGAAGAUCCGCUGCAGGAGGCAACGUUCAGGGUCAGUUUUACAUCCAGCCAUGAGAGCCUUCCUGCAGCUGCCAGAAAUGGGGCUAACCAGGUGCCUCGUGUUUCUGGUAAGAUUCCCCUUGCCAAGAGAAGUCUGGCUCUUAGAGCUCGAGGGGCUCAAGGCAUAGGAGGUCUUCCUAGAGGCACUGGUGUAAUGAAGAAAAUCCUGCAGUCAGCUGGUGGAUACAACUUUCGGAACUUCCUUGGGCCACCAGAGAAAUCAGGAUCAGCCAUACAGAGCCAGCCAGUGGUUCAGAAACUCCUGCCUGAUGAGAUAACAAAGGCAGAUUUGACAGAACUGCCCUGCAAUAAGAAGCCCCCGAUUUCCAUCCAGCCUCCCUCCAAACUUGCUGGUAGAUCUGGAGUUCAAGGCUCCCUAGCAUGUCUGGGUCUGAAGCCCCACAGUUUGUCAAGAGAUACUUCAGCAACAAGGCUUCCAGGUCCUGCAGGCAACAAGACAACAACUAAGAGCAUAGCUGCGAUUCAAAAACGCCCUCCGUGCGGACAAAAACCAAUUCGACAAAACUACUAAGCAUCCCCCCCCUGAAUCCAGCUUUCAUUUUCCUCAAGUUGCCGCAUCCCAUUUGCUUCUGUGCAAAAGUCAGAAAGAGAAGUCCACAAGUAGUGAUCUGAUGGCUGUUGGACAAACCCGAAAUGCUGCUCUGAAGAAGGACUUCACUGCAUCUUGCCCAAAGUGCCAAUGGCUGGCUGAAGAGAAUCAGCGGUUGAAGAGCAUGUUAGAAACAUGUCAAAAGACUAUUGCCUCCCUGAAACAAAAGCAAGCUGCAGUAGAAAAUGAAAACUGUCCCCCUGAGACAGAAGCUAAAUGAAGAGGCUUCUUGGAGUUCCUGUGUCAGAUUAUAUAAAUGAGACUUUUUAAAUGAAGAAUACCAGUGGAUAUUUUAUAAUAGACAGGGCCUUUCUGGAUAUAUAUUAGGAGUAUAAUGAAUAUAAUAAAAUGAACUUUUGCUGUAAAAUAAAUAUAGUCCCUGUAAAGCAGAGACUGUGUUUUCUUGUGUGUAAACUGCCUUGAAUGGUCAUAGAGGCAUGAGAGAAAUAACAUGGUUUUAGACUGCCUGUCAGGAGCUUUGCUAGUCCCUACACCUUAACUGUCGGUUGUAAUCCUUGGUUUAUCUGGCCAUACCAGAGUGCUCAUCUGAAAAUACAAUUUUGCACUCCUCCCAAUUUCAGUGACAUGGAAAUUAAAAAAAAACCCUGCCAAACUCCUUUUCAUCUGCCUGUCUGUUUCCUGCUGUCUUGCAGGCUGGGCUCUGGAAGAUGUCCAGCAGAUGGAGUACAAACUUAGUUAAAACCAUGGCAAUGCUGAUUAUCAGGAUAUAGCAUAACUGCUGUUCUGAAUCUGUCUCCCUCUGGGCAAAUUGCUGGAAUCCAGAUCUACUGACAACAAAGCUAAGUCAAGACCCAAGCCCUUUUUCUCUGCUCUUUUGUUGAGCUUGAUUUCUUUCAUUUCAGCAGUUGUACCAAGGUCUGCCAGCCAUUUCUGAGGCUACAGCAACCUAUGAACUCAGUCACUAUUUUCUUCAAAGAUGCUCCUAUCUAUAUACCUUCUACCUUCUUAGAACUCCUUCAGUGCAACUGUGCUUUGGAAUGUAUACCAAAUACAUGCUUCUAAUUAGUGGAACAGAGGUUUUCUUGGUGUGUACAGACCUGUCAUCCUACAUUGCAGGGAAUAAUUUGGCCUCUAAUUUAUUUAAAAAAAACACCAAAUCUCCUGUCCACAGUGGAGUUGGUAACAGUAUCGUGGCCUGCUAGCUUCCUUCUUCCUUGUUAGAGUGCCUUGCCACCUGGCCAUCUUUAGGGUUUGAGGACUACGUUAAGUUUGUGCUGCUCUUACUUCCCUAAAAGUUAAGGCAAGGGGGAGCUGCAUCCUAUUUGGUCUUUCAGAACGAGAAAAUGUUACUUUAGUCAACUUAAAAAAAACACCUGUAUUCCACAUUCAAAUGGCAUGAAUUCCAUUCUUGUGCUGUGAAGAUUUUAUAUCUAAUGUUGAAAGAUCCAGAAUCUGCUCUUAACCCAAGCUAGUAGUGUGGGACUUAGCAAGCUGUAACCAUAAGAUAUGAAAUCACAUGAUAUAGUCAUGAGGUUUUGAGACAAGAAAAGGGAGAAACAGACUUUACUAGUGUCAAGGCCAAGUCUGUGUACAAUAGACCAAAAGAGCUAGAGCUUGAAACUGCAAACUGAGCAGCAAUGCUAAGUCAUGAAGAAAUCUUCUCUAUUAAGUGACCCCCAUAUUUCUGUCCAGCUGCUUCUGGAAGUCUUUCCUUUAGAAAUAAUGCCUCUGUAGGGGCCUGGCACCCAGUUGGUGGUGGUUGUCUGCAACCUACCUGAUGGUCCCAACGCAUGGGCUGAAUACUACUGUUCUAGAGCAUCUGACUGCUAGAAGCAAUCAAAUACAAUUAUAAAUCCCGACAAUUGUUGACGUUAACCAGUUCAAUGAAAUUCAUCAUAUUUUUCCUCCCUUAUUCCAUGUUCUCUUUAUUAUAAAGCUGUUCUUUUUUUCCUGAAAAUUUAUGUUAUCUGGACACUGGAAAUAUAUGUAAAUGUUUCCAAUUAGAAUUUGCUUUCACAAAUUUAAGCAGAAGACUUAUGAUCUUAUAUUAUUAUUAAAUUUAUAGACUGUCCUUCCCCAAAGGGCUGGAGUUAAAUUAGGCUGGAGUUAAAUUAACAGGACUGAAAAGGCUUCUGUACUUUAUAAUUUGGCAUCGGAUCAGAUUUCCUAUAGCCCUUCUUGAAUGCCCAAAUUUGCAUGAAAAGCAGAUGAGUCAUUGUUGACCUUUCUUUGGAGAGUUCUGGACUUUUUUCUCUGUCAAAACAGUAGUGACUUGUUUUAUGAAGGAAAACUAUCCUGUGCACUUAGAAUACAGAAACAACAGGAAAGAGGUUUAUACAUAUAAAAGAUGAGAAUAAUUCCAAACAAAACAGCUCACCCUGCUCAGCAUAAAUGUUGUAUAUCUAAUUAUUCUCCAGAAUAAAAUAUAUAAAUAAUC